AUGCCGUCUGAUGUGCUUAAUAUCAAGGUCUUUUGGCAAGACCGACUUCCACCUGUGCAUAAAGCGGUAUGGCUGAUGGGAUGGACUUGUGGAAACUCGGUUGUGUGUGUGACUCAAACAUCACUUUUGACAUCCUCAAUAGAUAAAUCUUUUUUUUCAGUACCUUCGAAUAUCUCGAUUGUUGGUAUUGGCUUUCCGGCAGAUGCUACUAGACGAGGCAAGAUUCAGCAUUGUUGGCGUAAAUCUUUAGAUUUUCGUUAA
Messenger RNA from Batrachochytrium dendrobatidis JAM81, 261 nucleotides. RefSeq lists its product as uncharacterized. NCBI's taxonomy places the organism in Eukaryota, Fungi, Chytridiomycota, Chytridiomycetes, Rhizophydiales. The transcript has 2 exons. Bases 1 to 261 code for a protein of 86 amino acids. The record is from RefSeq and is a predicted model, not a curated record.